This is a messenger RNA of Mangifera indica (mango), 5287 nucleotides long. RefSeq names its product helicase-like transcription factor CHR28. The transcript has 12 exons. The record is from RefSeq and is a predicted model, not a curated record. NCBI's taxonomy places the organism in Eukaryota, Viridiplantae, Streptophyta, Magnoliopsida, Sapindales, Anacardiaceae. Gene Ontology annotation, molecular function: ATP-dependent chromatin remodeler activity; ATP binding. The coding region runs from base 385 to 4695 and encodes 1436 amino acids.
UUAUUAUUAUUAUUAUUAAUUAUAUAGUUUAGAAUUUUAUGAAUUUUUAUUUAUUUAAAUAUUCACGUGGAAAUAUUUCCUGAAAAAAAAAAACACAAGAAAAUCCUCCUACUGUAGACUUUUCCUCCCGGUUUGUUUUAAUCUUUAACUUAUAGAAUAAGAUCCCUGUCUAAACGUGCGCAACGGUUGCAGCAAGAAAAAGUCCGCAUCUCUUAAGGAACUAUCCUUCUUCAGAUUCUUUGAAUUUGUUUCAGGAUGUUAUUCGGACUGUUUGGAUCCGGCUGUUAGAUGAUUCUGGACAAACAGGGUUUAAGAAUCUGGAAGGAGGAAUUGUUUUGGAGUAAUUAGAGCUUCUUUUUUUAUAUUUUAAUUUUUAAUUUUGUGAUGUUGAUGGUGGGGAGCAGCAUGAUGAUUGAUGAUCACUUUGACAAUGAGUUGAGUGAAGAAUUGUCAAUCGAUAUGGGGACGUUGUUGGAUAUGACCGAAGAAAAGGAGUCUGAUCGACUGCAGACUAGUCUGGAAGAUUCAUCAUUAAAGAAUUCGUCACAAGAAGAUUCAGCUGUGGAGGAUGGAAAUCACAGUAAUUUGCAGUUUCAAAGUGGAUACCAACUUGAUUUCCUGGGUCCUGUUACAUCUUACUCUUCAUAUGACUUGGAAGCUUCAGAUGAUCAAAAAGGGCGUUCAGGUGAUUACCAUAGCAAUCUGCAACACACAGAACGAACCUGCUCACUUGUACAUACUUGUUCUGCUAGUCCUGAUGACUGGUUCUCACCAACUUCAGGGACUUGCUGCCCUGAAAGGUUUGGAAUAUCUCAAUUUGAGACACCUGGUUGUAGUACAGGCUCUAGUUUCUCUGAAGGGGAUGGAAACCAUGUAUUUAAUGAUAGAGACAAUAUGGAUUUUUAUGUGCUGGAUGGUGCAACCAGAAUUCAGUUUGGGCAUAUGGGAAGUCAAAUUGAUUCCAAAUUCGUGGAUGCUUCCCACAGCCAUUUCAUGGAGAAUUUGGAUGUAAAUUAUGAGCCUCGUGGUGGUAUGAGAGGAAAUAGGUUGGUAUCAUUAGGAGUACUGGAGAAUGGUGUAUAUUCAUUUAGUGAUGUUUCCUUCAGGGAUGCAGAUGUGGCUUCAAAUAAUGUGGCUUCAGCUGAUUCUACUGCCUGUCCUAGUUCUGAAGUUAUUAGGGAUGUUGAUGACCAGUUUUCAACUAUGCAGUAUUACAUGAAUACAGAUAAUACAUUUGUUGAGGAUCUGUCUAGUUUCAAUUGCCAAUCGGUGCCCAGUAAUGAAGAAACUACAACCAAAAAAAGUGUUCCUGGGGAGUUUUCAACAGAGAGUGCUUGCUCAAGUAGUAGGAUGGCUAUAAAUGCUAGUAAUGGAUCCCUAUCAGAGUUAUCAUUGAUUGAUGGCUCUGAUGUAAAUGGACAGAGCUUUAGAUGUGAAGAUAGUAAUUAUUUUUCACCAAUCUAUGAAAAUUCUCUAUCAAAUAUAGGAAAUAGAAUUUUUGAUGGCAAGGCAUCUGCCCAGUCAUUUGGUUAUUCUCAUUCACAUUUUUCUAGCAAGAAACAAUCAGGUUGUGUAAAGGAUGAGGGAAAUGGUGAACUAAUUGCCUUUGGGAGCACAAUCAAUGGUUCUGUUGAAUUAGUUGAUGAAGUUGUAAGUAGACAUUCUUCUUACCAUGAUGGUGGCAAUUUUGUUGAAUGCUCAAAUCAGUUUCCUACUGGUGUAGCACCUUCUUUUUCAAGUCAGAAGAAUGCGAUUCAUGCUCAGGAGGAGAAAGCAGGCUUGAUUAUUGAAUCUAAGAGGGCUGGCCUUUGUCAACAAAUCAUUAAUGGAAGUGUUACUAGAUCUCUCAUUGAUGAUGGAGAUUUGAACUUGCAAUUUAAUUCUUCAAGCCAGUAUUUUCCAGGUGCUCAGGCAUCUGUGCCAAACGAGAAACAAUUAAGUUGUUUUAAAGGAAAGAAGGAGGUUGAACUGAUUAAACUUAGGAGUAUGGUUUCCAAUAUUCCAAAAGUGAGCCCUGAGUCAACUUACAGUAGCAUAUCUCUUGUUGAUGAUGACCCGGAUAUAUGUAUACUUGAAGAUAUGAGUCAACCUGCCUGCUCUAAUCAAUCUGUAGUACUUGGAAAGAGUUUUAAUAUGAGUCAAGCAUCUUGUUUAAAUGCAUUUGGAAAGCCUGCUUUUACACAAUACCACUCCAGUGAUACCCUGAAUUAUACUGGAGUGCCUCAAAUUGGGUUUGGAGGUCUGAGGCUUAGGGGAUGCAAUGAGAGAUUAUUUCAAGCUGCACUGCAGGAUGCCUUGCAGGACCUUUCUCAGCACAAAUCUGAAGCUAGUCCGCCUGAUGGUGUUUUGGCAGUGCCUCUUUUGAGACAUCAGCGAAUUGCUUUGUCAUGGAUGAUCCAAAAGGAGAGAUCUAGCAUGCAAUGUUCAGGAGGAAUCCUCGCAGAUGAUCAGGGACUUGGAAAAACAAUAUCAACAAUUGCACUUAUUCUUAAGGAGAGACCUCCAACUUGUAAAGCAGAGAAUGUUAGCAAAUGUAAACUGGAAACUCUAAAUUUGGAUGAUGAUGACGAUGACAAUGGUGAUGGGGCUUUUGAGCAUGAUAGAAUAAAGAAAGAAUCUGAUUACUUUCCAGAAGGAGUAAAGGAAGAAUCUGAUUACUCUCCAGUUACUUCCGAUGGAAAUUCGGUAAAAAAUUUAAGCAGUCUAGGGCAUGGUAGGGGAAGGCCAGCUGCGGGAACUCUUGUUGUUUGUCCAACGAGUGUAUUGCGGCAAUGGGCUGAGGAGUUGCGCAAUAAGGUAACCAACAAAGGAAGUCUCUCUGUUCUGGUGUACCAUGGAAGCAAUCGAACUAAGGAUCCUUCUGAGUUGGCCAAGUAUGAUGUUGUUAUUACAACAUAUUCAAUAGUUAGCAUGGAGGUUCCCAAGCAACCCCCUGUUGAUAAAGAAGAUGAUGAUGAGAAAAUAAAGGCAGAAAGCGAUGAUGUUUCACCAAUGUGUUGGUCUGGCAAGAAAAGAAAAUCCACACCUAAUUCUGAUAAAAAGGGUAAGAAAUGCAAGAAAGGAGUGGAUGAUAUGCUUCUUGAGAUUGCUGCUGGACCUCUUGCAAAAGUGGGAUGGUUUAGGGUUGUGUUGGAUGAGGCUCAAAGCAUAAAGAAUCACAGAACUCAAGUUGCUAGGGCUUGUUGGGGUCUCCGUGCUAAACGUAGGUGGUGCUUGUCAGGGACUCCUAUUCAGAAUGCCAUUGAUGAUCUUUAUAGCUACUUCAGAUUUCUCAGAUAUGAACCCUUUGAUGUUUACAAGUCAUUUUGUGCUAGAAUAAAGGUCCCAAUUUCCAAAAGUCCAGCCGAAGGCUACAAGAAGCUGCAAGUUGUGUUGAAAACAAUUAUGCUACGUCGAACCAAAGGCACUCUUCUUGAUGGGGAGCCGAUUAUUAACUUGCCACCUAAAGUAAUUGAGCUUCAGCAAGUGGAUUUUACGAAGGAGGAACGUGAUUUCUACAACCAACUAGAGAUUGAUUCACGUGAUCAAUUUAAGGAAUAUGCAGCUGCUGGAACUGUAAAGCAAAACUAUGUUAACAUUUUAUUUAUGCUCUUGCGCCUUCGUCAAGCUUGUGAUCACCCUCUGCUUGUCAAGGGGUUUAAUUCAAAUUCAUCGUGGAGAUCCUCUGUUGAGAUGGCUAAGAAACUUCCUAGGGAGAAACAAAUUUGCCUUCUCAAAUGUUUAGAAGCUUCUUUGGCAAUUUGUGGCAUCUGCAGUGAUCCCCCUGAAGAUGCUGUUGUGUCAGUCUGUGGCCAUGUUUUUUGUAAUCAGUGCAUCCAUGAACAUCUUACUGGUGAUGACAGUCUGUGUCCCACAACAAAUUGCAAAGUUCAGCUCAGUGUGUCUUCAGUGUUUUCCAAAGCUACAUUAAAAAAUUCUCUCUCACAGCAGAAUGGGCAGGACAGUUUCGCUGAUUGCUCUGGUCCUGAUGUGGUUGAGGCACCAGAACAUUGUUCUGAUAGUAUCUCAUCAUCCAAAAUCAAGGCUGCUCUUGAGGUUCUGCAGUCACUGGCUAAAGCAAGGGAACCUGAACUAACGGAUAGUUGUUUACAGAAUUCUUUUGGUGAUAGCACAUGUGUUCCAGAAGAUUCAUAUAACCUUCAUUCAGGAGAUUCACUUAACAAUAUUCCUGAUGAAAAAAGAUUGGUUGCAGAGAAAGACUUAAAGGAUUCUAUUAAGGUAGUUGGUGAGAAAGCAAUCGUGUUUUCACAGUGGACAAAAAUGUUGGAUUUGCUAGAAGCUUGUCUCAAAGGUUCUUCCAUCCAGUACAGAAGACUUGAUGGAACAAUGUCUGUUGUUUCCAGAGACAAAGCUGUAAAGGAUUUUAACACCCUCCCAGAGGUGUCUGUCAUGAUUAUGUCUUUGAAAGCUGCUAGUCUUGGAUUGAACAUGGUUGCUGCUUGUCAUGUCCUGCUUUUGGAUCUAUGGUGGAACCCAACAACUGAAGAUCAAGCAAUUGAUAGAGCACAUCGUAUUGGACAGACUCGUCCAGUUACAGUUUUGCGGUUGACAGUGAAAAAUACAGUUGAAGAUCGUAUUUUGGCUCUCCAGCAAAAGAAGAGAGAGAUGGUUGCAUCAGCAUUUGGAGAGGAUGAAACUGGUGGUCAACAGACUCGCCUUACAGUGGACGACUUAAAUUACUUGUUUAUGGUGUGAUUAGGAGUUAAUCAGGUUUGACAGAUACCGUUUAGCUAACCAUUUACAUUUCUAUAGGUUUUUGUUAAGAAUCUGCAGUUGUCACAGCAGCAGCAGCUCUUUACUGACUCAAUAUAGCCUCAAUAAAGUUUCUGAAAGAAAAGUAGUGGAGAUGGUAAGCACUCUAUAGAGAAGGUUAUGCCACAGUAGUCAUGAAAAGAUUCACAUGAUUAUUUUUCUUGUCUUUAGAAUUUUUUUCCUUUUCUAAUAAUAGAUCUCUUCUAACCUCCCAUCGGUUUGUAUAGUAUGUGAAGGUCAAUAGCAUAGAGUUUAGUAAAAUUACAGAUGGAUAUUCUUUCUCUUAAAAUGUGAAUGAUGAAGGGUUUCUUUUGUUUUAGCUUUCCAAUAUUUCUGUCGUUCUAUUUCUGGUACAGAGAUGACCAAAUUUAGUUCUUUGGUAAAUAAUGGUUAUAUUAGUACAUUCUUGUAUACUUUGUAUUCGAGAGUAGAUAUUUUGUUAUGUUUAAACUUGUCGCCCAUUUCUAAGGCUUUGGUAUUAAGAUUUCUCUUUAUUCAGAUCCCAAUAAUGGAUGGAGGUUCAUCUUUUUGCCCA